Messenger RNA from Bactrocera tryoni, 1325 nucleotides. RefSeq lists its product as uncharacterized. The transcript has 2 exons. Bases 246 to 1301 code for a protein of 351 amino acids. NCBI's taxonomy places the organism in Eukaryota, Metazoa, Arthropoda, Insecta, Diptera, Tephritidae. Gene Ontology annotation, cellular component: membrane. The record is from RefSeq and is a predicted model, not a curated record.
GGUAACAUUGUAUCUAAUAUUCGAAGCAUGCGAAAGAUCUCUUUGACAUAAAUGACACCGCAGUAGACCAUCAGUUCUAUUUAGUAUUCGGUGAGCAUUAGAUUAAAUAAUUUAGUCGUGAUUUUAAGUAAUGUUAAAAAUAUAUUAAAUUAUUCGUUUUUAAUCAAAUAAUCAUAUUAACUUUUUUACACACUGACAUACAUACGAAAGUAUACUACAAAAUUUGACAAAGUAAAAAUCGAACAAUGUCGCGCGCAUUCAAUCAUAAAAUAUUGCUCAACUGUUGUAAUCUCAUAUUCUUGUUCUGUGGAGUGGUCCUUAUCGUUUUUGGUUUCUUUCUUUUUAACGAUUCAAAACGUAUUCUUCUAUCACGUCUUCUGGUGACAACAAGCGAGAAACUGAACAGCUUACCACAACCGUUGUUCUAUUAUAUGUCCGUUGGCGUUCCUGUAGCGGGAUGUGUAGCAGUCCUCGUCUCCAUGGUUGGAUUUUGGGCAUCCAGCCUGGACACCUAUUGCUGCCUUAGUUUGUAUUUUUUAUCAGUGGUCGUUUUACUCCUAGCUCAGUUAUUAGUCUGUCUAGCGAUUACAUUGUGGCCACAUUGUUUGGGCAUCAGUUUGGAUGAGUCGAAAAUGGUUAAAGUUCUACAGGGAAACUAUGGUAUGCCUGGAAAAGAGCAAUUCACGAACGCCAUUGAUUUGGUCCAGACUCAUUUCGGUUGCUGUGGCAUAAAUAACGAUAUUAACUAUGACACAUCCCUUUGGAAACUGCAAAGUUACGGUCAGCGAGAGUGGGUGGUACCUCUUACUUGUUGUAUUUUACACAAUGUCGAUGAUAAGUUGUCUUAUUUGGAUCCGAAGCCCGAGAACAUAACUCAAUGUCAAAUGUUGCAGAAAAUGGACUAUGUAAAAAAUCGUCAUAAAAUGCCUUGUCUCAAAUACAUAGAGAAUUGGUAUAAUGAACAGUAUACAUUGUUCUUACAAUUUAGUCUUAUCAUUGCCAUUGUAGAAUUUUGCAUAUUACUCUCGGUAAUUGUAAAUUGUACAAAAAUAGCAAAGAAAAGUUUAAAACAAGAAAAGUUGUCAAAAGUAAAAGAUACACAUGUAAAUAAAAAUCAAAAACUAUUUGAGAAUAUUUACGAACAGGAUUUAGAAUCAAGAGCUGUAAAUACAGCCAUCGGACUAAACAAGAAUUGCAGCUUGCCAAAGUUAUUUAACGAAGUGUACAUAAAAUCUAGUAACCUGCAUAAACUUAGCCAUACUACCGAUGAUAAUAAUACGAAUCUUGACAGCUUACAAUAAGAAGUAACUGCUAUUUUAAUUGUA